Messenger RNA from Budorcas taxicolor (takin), 1074 nucleotides. RefSeq names its product aurora kinase A and ninein interacting protein (gene AUNIP). NCBI's taxonomy places the organism in Eukaryota, Metazoa, Chordata, Mammalia, Artiodactyla, Bovidae. Bases 1 to 1074 code for a protein of 357 amino acids. Gene Ontology annotation, biological process: spindle organization. Gene Ontology annotation, cellular component: centrosome; spindle pole. The record is from RefSeq and is a predicted model, not a curated record. The transcript is spliced from 3 exons.
AUGAGGCACAGAGACCCGGAGAAGGAGGAGGAGGCCUGCGGCGUGUGGCUGGACGCCGCGGCGCUGAAGAGGCGGAAAGCGCAGACACAUUUAAUCAAGUCAAGCACCAAAAUGUUAACACUCCUUCCUGGAGAGAGAAAAGCUAAAAUUUCUUUUACUCAAAGAAGCUGUCCAUCUGCAGGCACUCGGCAGACCAGCAUUGCUUCCUUUCUCUCCUUGCAGCCAGGAAAGACAAACGGUGCUGACCAGAGGAGUGUUUCAUCUCAUACAGAAAGUUGGACCAACAAAGAGUCUAAGGAAGACGCAGCCCAGCUGGAACAUCUGACCCAGGGCUUGCAGGAUGACUUCACAGCACCCCCUUUAGCCACUUCAACCCCUGCAGACGUCCAGGAAGCUAGACUUUCUCCUCAGUCUCUGAAGGCUUCUUGCCACCAUGGAAUAGGAACCCCAUACUUGACUGUGCCGUCUUUGUUCCGGCCUGAUACCUCAGUCUGUGCUGGAGAGAGUAAGGCCUCACUGGCUUGCUCCUUCACCCAAGACCUGGAGAGUUCUUGCUUGCUGGACCAAAAAGAGGGAGAGGAUUCUUCCUGUGAAAGGGAAUGGCUUCAUGGAUCUAAGAAAAAUAAUUAUCAGAGUGUGGAGAGACACAGUAAAACAACUGGGCACAAGGGCCAUCAGCUCUUGGAUAAGACUAACUGGGAAAAUGUGUCUGCCAAAAGCAACAGGCAGGCCCCUGUCCUUCAAACAUACAAGGAUUCCCAGCACAGAGCAAACACGAAAGCAGUGAAACAAAGCUCUUGCCCUAUUCCUGAGUUUUCCUGGGACAGUGAAAGGAAUGACAAGGACUCCUGGAGUCAGCUUUUCACCGAGGAUUCUCAGGGCCAGCGGGUCAUUGCCCACAACUCUAGAGCUCCUUUCCGAGAUGUAACCAAUGACCAAAAUCAGGGCUAUGGGCAGGUUCCUAAUAGCCUUUGGGCUCAGUGCCAGGACAGGACCACCCAGUUCAAUCUGCAGCCUGAUUUGCUGUUUACCCAGGACUCUGAAGGUAAUCAAGUUAUCAGGCACCAAGCCUAA